AUGAGAAAUGGAGGCAAUAUCAUACUACAUCGAUUUCCAGCACAUGCUGAUUCAAUAACUGACAUUACUCUUGGAGUGGGGCUUUGCAACUCUACAAUAAUCUCUUGCUCAUUGGAUUGUACAUGUAAGUUCUGGAAUCUUUCACGUGGGACACAUCUUAAGACAGUGGCAUUCCCAUGCAUAAUUUUUGGAGUUGCACUAGACCCAACAAAGUCUGAGUUUCAUGCAGUAGGGUCAGAUGGUUCUGUUUACAAGGGAACAUUGAAGGUUGGAAGCAAAAAACUUGUUAGCCAAUGGGGGGAACUGGUGAAAUGGACCCAAAAACAUGAUGGGGCAGUCAUAUCUUUGGGGAUAACAAAUGAGGGGCAGAAUUUGGUAUCUGCAGCAGAAGAUGGAAGUGUAUGGAAUUGGGUAAUCACGACUGGAGAGAUCAUUAUGGCUCUUAAAAAUGAGAUGGGGAGCAUUAGUGAUAUGGUGGUGAGCACAGGGAGGAUUAGUUAUGGCAAGGGGCAUGGCCUUGGAGGGACUUCUGCAACUGAUAUAUUAGGGAAUCCGAGUCAUUUUGGUAGAGAGUUGAGUUUUCCCAUGAAGCAGACACUAGAAAUGGAAGAGAUAUUGACUUUGGUGGCAAAGGAUAGGAGCAGAGUCAUUGACAUGCUUGAAUCUGCCAUCGAUAUGUACGAGAAGCUCUUGGAACUCAUUCUCAAAGAAGCCAAGGAAGGCACCGACACAUGUAGUGAGUAA
Juglans regia (Persian walnut) is the source of this 744-nucleotide messenger RNA. RefSeq names its product protein ROOT INITIATION DEFECTIVE 3-like. Lineage: Eukaryota; Viridiplantae; Streptophyta; Magnoliopsida; Fagales; Juglandaceae. The transcript has a single exon. Gene Ontology annotation, cellular component: nuclear pre-replicative complex. The record is from RefSeq and is a predicted model, not a curated record. Gene Ontology annotation, biological process: DNA-templated DNA replication; rRNA processing. The coding region runs from base 1 to 744 and encodes 247 amino acids. Gene Ontology annotation, molecular function: protein binding.